UUCUAAGCCAUUAUUGGACCCACACCACACCAUCAGUCAUCACCAUACCAUCCCUUCCCUUGGAAGUUCCAGAACUUUCCAUUGGGAGUUUGGGACCACCAUACACAGUCGCACUUGCUAACCAAAGAAAGUUCUUAAAUUAGAAUUCUAGAACUUUCGAAAUUUAUUUAAACCCUUUCACUACCAUUUCUUUAAUCUUCGUGGCCUCAUAAAGUGUUUGUGUAUAAAUUUCUUGUGAAGAGAAAAUAUCUUCGCCCCUUCAUUCUCUGUUCUCUCUGAGCUUCUUCUUGAGGUAUGGUUGCAGGAUCACCACAUCUUCUCUUCGAGUAAAGGGAAGCUGCAUUCGAAGUCACAGUUUCCAAUCAAAAUCUUUUUGGGUUUCUCAACUAAUUAUCCCUUGACACUACAGUUGAUUGAUUUUGAUUCAGACGUCUAAUUCUCUGUUCUUCUCUGGGUUUGGCAUAGUUUUUGAAUUCAGAAUUUCACUCGGGAUCAAAAAUUUUCUGGGUUUCUUAUGUACUGUCCCGUGACUAUAUUACAAUUGAAUCAGGAUUUCCUGUUCAAUUUUCAAGCAAUGGAACAAGUUAAUCAAGUGAAGGAAGAAUACCCAGGAUCAAGCUCCUCCCAAUCCGGCGAUUAUUCGGUGACGGUGCCUCUGCCUCUGCCUCAGCCAAUGGAGGGCUUACAUGACACGGGCCCACCGCCAUUUCUGACAAAAACUUAUGACAUGGUCGAUGACCCUAGUCUCGAUCACACAGUCUCUUGGAGCAGAGAAGGUAGCAGUUUUGUUGUGUGGGAUCCUCACUCCUUCUCUACUCAUCUUCUUCCCAGAUUCUUUAAGCAUAAUAACUUCUCAAGCUUUGUAAGGCAACUCAACACAUAUGGAUUUAGAAAGAUUGAUCCUGAUAAAUGGGAAUUUGCCAAUGAAGGGUUUUUGAGAGGCCAAAGGCAUCUUCUGAGGAAUCUAAGGAGAAGAAAAACAUCUUCUAAUAAUCCACUCUCUCCACAGCAACUUCUGGGUCCUUGUCUUGAGGUUGGGGGUUUUGGAAUCGAUGGAGAAGUGGAUCGAUUGAAGCGAGACAAACGGGUUUUAUUGAUGGAACUAGUGAAGCUCAGGCAGCAACAGCAGAGUACAAGGGCAUAUGUUCGAGCCAUGGAGGACAGACUACAAAAGACAGAAGCGAAACAGCGACAAAUGAUGACUUUCUUGGCAAGAGCAAUGCAGAAUCCAGGUUUUAUUCAUCAAUUAGUCCAAAACAAAGAGAAACAUAAAGAGCUUGAAGAAGCUAUGACUAAGAAGAGAAGAAGGCCAAUUGAUCAAGGACCCAGUCAUCAAAGGACAAACCCCAUCAAGCCCGAGCCUGUAGAGUUUGGAGAUUAUGGUUUUGAGGUGUCUGAAUUGGAAGCACUUGCAUUGGAAAUGCAAGGAUAUGGAAGGGCAAGAAAGGAUCAGGAGGAAGAAUAUGAAGAAGAGUUGGAGCCACUGGAGACUAGUGGAGAUUAUAGGGAACUUGAUCAAGGGUUUUGGGAGGAAUUAUUGAGUGGAGAAUUGGAUAAUAUUCCGGGACCUGAGGAAGGUGAAGAUGAAGAUGAUAUCAAUGUCUUGUCUGCUCGAUUAGGCGAUCUGGGUUCGAGUCCAAGAUAGAUGAAUCAGGAUCUUCAUUCAAUGGAGAAUUGGACAUCCAAAGGAAGGCAAAGAUGAAGAAGAUCAAUGGCGGUUAACACAAUUAGGCCAUUGAUAGGGAAAUGAUAUGUGUUUUGGUGUUUCUAACCCUGUACUUCAAUUUCCAUGUUCAGUAUUAUCCCACUGUGUAACAUCUCUCGUUGUUUUUUUCUCAUCUGUUUUAGGUUGCAGAACUACUACUUGGACAAGAUCUUUUGGUACUAUAUUCUCCACUAAUUUUAUUUUCCCCCUACAUUGCAUGAGAUCCACCAUUCUUUGUGUGAAUUUUGAACGAAUGUAGAUUGUUCAGAUCAUGUUCGAAUUGGAUCCUAAAGCUACAUGGUCGUGAUCAAUCAUUAUAUGGAUCCUAAAGCUUACAACCAUUGAAGGGGGGUAAUGUAGCUUACUGUAUAAACCACAAAAAGCUAUUCACUGUACUGAUUAUGAUUAUGUUGAUGUUCUUCAGCUAGAGACAGUAGCAGAAAAGGGAUGGUAAUGUAUCUUCCUUGUCCAUUUAUGCUCCUGCUCAACGAAAUUAUGUUAUGUGCAAUUGCAAUUUGGCUUGUUUGUGUGAAUCAAAGUGCAGGCUGCAGCUUGCAGAUAUUGCAUUUGGUACUUCUUCUAGCGCUUUUUUUUUUCUCAAUAGAUGUAUGGGGGAUUGGUUCUUCCAUAUGAACUUUUCUUUAUUUUUCUCUUUCAGGAAAUUGUAUUCAGUCUGCAAUGAUGUAAUAUUAUAUUUAGAAUACAUAAGAUAUAUAAUAUUGAAUAU
Molecule: messenger RNA, 2432 nt
Organism: Tripterygium wilfordii
Lineage: Eukaryota; Viridiplantae; Streptophyta; Magnoliopsida; Celastrales; Celastraceae
Product: heat stress transcription factor A-7a-like
Exons: 2
Coding region: 515-1645 (376 amino acids)
Biological process (GO): regulation of transcription by RNA polymerase II
Cellular component (GO): nucleus
Molecular function (GO): DNA-binding transcription factor activity; RNA polymerase II cis-regulatory region sequence-specific DNA binding
Source: RefSeq, a predicted model, not a curated record